Molecule: messenger RNA, 1538 nt
Organism: Oncorhynchus tshawytscha (Chinook salmon)
Lineage: Eukaryota; Metazoa; Chordata; Actinopteri; Salmoniformes; Salmonidae
Product: regulating synaptic membrane exocytosis protein 3-like
Exons: 7
Coding region: 251-1243 (330 amino acids)
Biological process (GO): regulation of membrane potential; calcium ion-regulated exocytosis of neurotransmitter; positive regulation of synaptic transmission
Cellular component (GO): presynaptic membrane; cytoskeleton of presynaptic active zone
Molecular function (GO): small GTPase binding; transmembrane transporter binding
Source: RefSeq, a predicted model, not a curated record
GCAGAGGCACCAGCAGCGAAACCCUACCGAGAAAACGGUUGAGAAGCACCAUCAUCAUCCUCGCGCACCAGUAGCAAAACCGAAAUAGAACCCCCCCCACCACCAAAAAAAACGAUGACGUUCUCAACGGUUCUUCAAAAACAAACCAUUAUUUAACCCCCCCUUAAAAAAACUUCUGACAACCGAUUACAGUCCGUUAGACGCUCCUGGCUGUAAACACGCCCAUCGACUGUCCUCCUGCUCAGUAACCAUGAUGCUUAGCAGCUCUGUCGAGGUGCCCAGUCCGGUCCACGGUGGCAUGUCCGGUCUCUCCGGGAUGAGGGUGGCAGUGGUGGGGAACGUUGUCCGGUCCUCCAGUAUCUCGGGAGCCAUGUACAGCCUGGAGAAGAGUCCCGGGAGUGGCGGUCGUCCGGGAGAGGUGGGGACGCUGGCCGGAAACAAGAAGAGACGCUCAAGCCUUGGAGCCAAGAUGGUGGCCAUCGUGGGGCUGUCGCAGUGGAGCAAGAGCACUCUGCAGCUCAAUCAGCAAGAAGAACGAGCGAAGAAGUUACGCAGUACGAUCAGACGGAGCACGGAGACGGGCAUCGCUGUGGAGAUGAGAAACCGAGUCACGCGACAGGGUAGCAAGGACUCCACCGACGGUAGCACCAACUCCAACAGCUCAGACGGAACGUUUAUCUUCCCCCCUACUCGUAUGGGUCCAGAGAGCCAGUUUAGUGACUUCCUGGAUGGACUAGGCCCCGCCCAGAUCGUAGGCCGACAGACACUAGCCACUCCCUCCAUGGGUGACGUCCAUGUGGGUAUGGUGGACAGAGGAGGCCAGCUAGAGGUGGAGAUCAACCAGGCCAGAGGACUGACCCCUAAACCAGGAUCAAAGAACAUCCCAGCAACCUAUGUAAAGGUGUAUGUGUUGGAGAAUGGGGCAUGUCUGGCUAAGAAGAAGACCAGAGUGGUGAAGAAGACUCUAGACCCCUCCUACCAACAGGCCCUGCUGUUUGAAGAGAGUCCUCAGGCCAAAGUCCUACAGGUGAUUGUGUGGGGUGACUAUGGGAGGAUGGACCACAAGUGUUUCAUGGGCAUGGCUCAGAUCAUGCUGGAUGAGUUGGACCUUGGCGCCACGGUGAGCGGAUGGUACAAGCUGUUCCCCACCUCGUCUCUGGCUGACCCCAGCAUCGGACCCCUCACACGGCAACUGUCCCAGUCCUCACUGGAGAGCUGUGCCACCAGCCCCUCCUGUACCUAGACAGAGAGAACUAUAUACUCACACUCACACACACACACACACUCAUCAUGCAGAUAUGUUAUACACACAGAAACGCAGUCAGACGUGUUUACAUGCAGGCUUCUGCAUACACACGUGCCCAUCCAUAAACCCCUGCCACACACACACACACACACACUCCAACACGCUGAUCCUCAGAUCCAUCCCCAUAACUACGUCAGAUAACAUGAUUUACCAGAACAUAGCAUUAUAGUAGCGUUACUUACUGCCCAAUAUCCCUGUCCCCUGUCCCCUGCCCCCUUCCCCCUACCCCCCU